Molecule: messenger RNA, 1300 nt
Organism: Oryza brachyantha (malo sina)
Lineage: Eukaryota; Viridiplantae; Streptophyta; Magnoliopsida; Poales; Poaceae
Exons: 1
Coding region: 131-742 (203 amino acids)
Source: RefSeq, a predicted model, not a curated record
CCCAUCGCGACCGCCACUACCCCGGGACAAUAAUAGCAGCGCGCCCAAAGGCCAAAAGGAAAACCACGCGACGCGCUGAUCAGUAGCCACCACACAGGCGCAGCUGAGCGCGCGACGGCGAGGCUCGGCCAUGUCCAUGCCUGAUCGCCGCUCCGGCGCCGCCACGUCCCCGUCGCUCCGCUUCCUCGGCCUCCUCAAGCAGCCCGACGACGACGGCAGCGGCGACCACGAGCUGGAGCUCGACGAGCGCGACGUCGUCUGGUCGUCGUCGAACACUACCUCGCCCUCCUCGUGGGCCUCCACCGAUUCCUCCCCGUCUCUCACCCCGUCCGUGGGCGGAGGUAUCCACCGGCCACUGUCGUCGUCCCGCGCCUUCCCCGCCGCCGGCAGCGUCGGCCUGUCCGCUCUCCUCGCCGACGAUCACACCCCCACCGCGUCUAUCCCUGCCGCGACUCGCCCGGAGAGGCAGCAGCCCCCGCAGCCGUACCACCAGUCGGCGCCGGUCGCCGUGCCGGCCUGGCCCAAGGCCACGGGCAGUGACAGGCGUCGCUCGGGUGUGCAGCACGAGGCCGAGGACGACGACGACGACGACGAAAUGGUGGUGCCACCGCACGAGAUGGCUGCGCGCCGCGCCGCCGCGGCGGCGUCGGUGAUGGAGGGCGCCGGGCGGACGUUGAAAGGGCGCGACCUCCGGCGCGUGCGCAACGCGGUGUGGCGCACCACCGGCUUCCUUGACCUGUGAAAAAGGAUGCACCUUUGGAGGUUUCGCUCGCUGCCCACGCAUCACCAUACGAACCACGCAGCUGUUCCUAGCAAUCUGCUUCGUGUUGUACUGAUCAGUAGACAAAAAGUGGGGGUUUUCUUGCUAAUAAAUUCAGAGUUGUAGGGGCAAUGUUAUGAUGGCUAUUUGUUAUUUGUAGAAGUGUCGACGAGAAGUUCUACGUUUUCCCUUGAAGAAAACUAGUACUCCAUUGGUUAUGAAGCAAUUAACGGCAGUGCGCUGCAAUUGUUUCAGAAUCUUUGCAAUUUUCUGCUGGAAAUAAGGUAUAGUACUUUACAAAGCAUCUUAGGAAAGAUUUCAGCUUUGUAAAUGGUUCUAGGCAGCUAAAUUUGCUGGGUGCCAAGGCAUGUGUGCUGUUUUGUAAGUAUAUCAUCACUGUGAUUAACACAAGUGAUUUUUCAACCAAAAACAGAAAUGAUAUUCUAGAGUUGUAUUAACAUACUUCAUUGUGAUAUCAGUUAGCCAAUCAGUUGUGUUCAUAAAUAAAUCAAUUGUGCUCCAUGAAUAAUUAAAAUAGCU